Molecule: messenger RNA, 2549 nt
Organism: Tinamus guttatus (white-throated tinamou)
Lineage: Eukaryota; Metazoa; Chordata; Aves; Tinamiformes; Tinamidae
Gene: TPCN1
Product: two pore segment channel 1
Biological process (GO): transmembrane transport; monoatomic ion transport
Cellular component (GO): endosome membrane; lysosomal membrane
Molecular function (GO): voltage-gated channel activity; monoatomic ion channel activity
Source: RefSeq, a predicted model, not a curated record
CCCCUGGAGGAGGGCGGCAGCGGCGCCUCGGCCGCCCCCGACGACGAGGAGCUGCCUAACGAAAAUGGAGGGAGCUACGACGCCGUUCACGAUGCAUCCAGCCCUGCUGCGGGCGACUGCUGUGCGCAGCAAAGCUCUGCCCAGCACAACUGGGAGAUGAACUACCAAGAGGCAGCAAUCUACCUCCAGGAAGGAGAAAAUAAUGACAAGUUCUUCACGCACCCCAAGAAUGCCAAAGCGCUCGCUGCCUACCUCUUUGCACACAACCACCUUUUCUACCUAAUGGAGCUGAGCACAGCGCUGCUGCUGCUGCUGCUGUCCCUCUGCGAGGCGCCCGCGGUCCCCAUGCUCCGCCUGGGCAUCUACGUCCAUGCAACCCUGGAGCUGUUUGCAUUAAUCGUGGUGGUCUUUGAGCUCUCCAUGAAGAUGCGGUGGUUGGGCUUCCACACCUUUAUCAGGCACAAAAGGACCAUGGUGAAGACUUGCGUGCUAUUUGUGCAGUUCAUAGAGGCCAUCGUGGUGUUGGUGCGCCAGACCUCACACGUGCGGAUAACCAGAGCCCUGCGCUGUAUUUUCCUGGUGGACUGUCGUUACUGCGGCGCGGUCAGAAGAAAUCUACGACAGAUCUUCCAGUCCCUCCCCCCAUUUAUUGAUAUUCUCCUGCUCCUGCUUUUCUUCAUGGUGAUCUUCGCCAUCCUGGGUUUUUAUUUGUUUUCUCCUAACCACUCAGAUCCUUAUUUCAGUACUUUAGAGAAUAGCCUUGUGAACCUCUUCGUUCUUUUGACCACUUCCAACUUCCCUGAUGUGAUGAUGCCAUCCUAUGCCCGGAACCCCUGGUCCUGUGUCUUCUUCAUAGUGUAUCUCUCCAUUGAGCUGUACUUCAUAAUGAACUUGCUUCUGGCCGUUGUGUUCGACACCUUCAACGACAUCGAGAAGAGGAAGUUCAAGUCGCUGCUGCUGCACAAGCGCGCGGCCAUCCAGCACGCCUACCGCCUGCUCAUAACCAAGCAGAGGCCGACUGGAGUUUCCUUCAAGCACUUUGAAGGGCUGCUGCGGUUCUACAAGCCUCGGAUGUGUGCCAGAGAGCGGUAUCUCACUUUCAAAGCACUGAAUCAAAGCAAUACUCCUUUAGUCAGCCUAAAGGAUUUUUACAAUUUCUAUGAAGUUGUUGGCUUAAAAUGGAAGGCAAAACGAAAUCGUGAGCACUGGUUUGAUGACCUUCCACGGACAGCAUUCCUUAUUUUUAAAGGCAUCAACAUCCUUGUGAAGUCACGAGUGUUCCAGUACAUCAUGUAUACUGUGGUGGCUGUGAAUGGAAUUUGGAUUCUUGUUGAAACCUUCAUGCUGCAAGGAGGGAAUUUCUUCUCCAGAAACGUCCCAUGGAGCUACAUAGUCUUCCUCACAAUCUAUGGCGUGGAGCUGCUCCUGAAAACCACUGGCCUGGGGCCUGUUGAGUACCUGUCUUCGGGGUGGAAUCUCUUUGACUUCGCAGUCACCCUCUUUGCAUUUCUGGGGCUCCUGGCACUGGCAUUUAACAUGGAGCCGUUCUACUUCAUUGUGGUCUUGCGACCUCUUCAGCUGCUGAGGCUCUUUAAAUUGAAGAAGCGUUACAGAAAUGUCCUGGACACCAUGUUUGAGUUGUUUCCCCGUAUGGCCAGCCUGGGUUUAACCCUGCUGAUCUUCUAUUAUUGCUUUGCCAUCGUUGGCAUGGAAUUCUUCGCUGGUGUGGUCUACCCGAACUGCUGCAAUACAAGCACAGUGGCAGAUUCUUACCGCUGGGUGAACCAUACCAUUGGCAACAAGACAGUUGUGGAAGAAGGCUAUUACUAUCUCAACAACUUUGACAACAUUUUGAACAGCUUUGUCACGCUGUUUGAGUUGACAGUCGUCAACGACUGGUACAUCAUCAUGGAAGGGGUGACCUCACAAACCACUCACUGGAGCCGUCUUUACUUCAUGAUCUUCUAUAUCGUGACCAUGGUGGUGAUGACGAUCAUAGUGGCCUUUAUUCUGGAGGCUUUCGUCUUUCGCAUGAACUACACACGGAAGAACCAGGAUUCGGAAGAAGACAACGGCAUCAUGCUGGAGAAGGAGAUAUCCAAGGAGGAAGUGAUUGGGAUAAUAGAGCUGUACAAGCGGAGUUCAGCUGCCACUGAGACGUCUCAGCUGCAGAAGAUUGUUUUGCAGAUGGACAAAUAUGGGCAAAUGUCAACACUGUUUCUGGGACGCAGAUCGAGAACCAAGAGUGAUUUAAGUAUGAAGAUGUAUGAGGAGGAGAUACAGGAGUGGUACGAGGAACACGCCAGGAAAGAAGAGACUCAGACACCGUCGCAAGAAUCUGCACCUGCUUCCAACAAUUUUCUGAAGCCCUCGAGCCUUCGGCAACGCUCCCAGACUGUCAUUUAGGCCUAGCUAAUGCAAGCCACCCUCUAUGCAAUAACCUAGAGUAUUACUUCACAGCGUAUAUAUUGGAUGGUGUAUAUAGGUCUGUUCAUCGUCCUGGUUGGCUUUAGGGUUUAAAUCUCUUCUUCAAGGCAGUGAAUUGUGGA